Messenger RNA from Cottoperca gobio, 1113 nucleotides. RefSeq names its product suppressor of cytokine signaling 1a (gene socs1a). Gene Ontology annotation, cellular component: phosphatidylinositol 3-kinase complex. Lineage: Eukaryota; Metazoa; Chordata; Actinopteri; Perciformes; Bovichtidae. The transcript has 2 exons. Gene Ontology annotation, molecular function: 1-phosphatidylinositol-3-kinase regulator activity. The record is from RefSeq and is a predicted model, not a curated record. Gene Ontology annotation, biological process: phosphatidylinositol phosphate biosynthetic process; intracellular signal transduction. The coding region runs from base 260 to 964 and encodes 234 amino acids.
GACCCAGGCGGAGCUAACGGGAUGUAUAAAGACAGGAGAAGCGUUUACCACACUCACACACAAACACACGAGAGUCAGUUUGACCUACCAGCCUGCGCUGUGUCACGGAUUACCUGCAAAACAGUUACUGAUCGCAUCGCACAGUUUUUUUGCACUUUUAGGAUUACAGACACACGGAUCUUUACACAGCCGCUGGCUGCUCAAAACGGAUGUCAGUGUGGUGGUUAGAGAUGGGAGAGGGUCCGCUCUCCCCUGUAGGAUGGUAGCCAAUAGCACAGUGGAAGGCCAUGACAAGACAGAGUUGUCAAGCUCAUCAUCCUCUUCCUCGUCCUCAUCAUUGUCAUCAUCCUCCUUGUCCUCAUCAUCACCGCUGGCUAGGCACGAGCUCGCUCUCAGCCCUCAGCGCACAGAGUCGGAGCAGCUUCAGCGUCGUGCCGCUCCAGGUCCUAACCCGAGGUCGGUGUCUGUCCCCUCUGUGUAUCUCACCCACUUCCCCACCUUCUCCAGCAAGGAGGACUGCAAGAUCAUCACGGACACAGCGUCCAAGCUCGAGCGCAGUGCCUUCUACUGGGGCCCUCUGGGAGUGGAGGACGCCCAUUGCAUGCUGCGCGACGCACCGCUGGGCAGCUUCCUCAUCCGCGACAGCCGGCAGAAAGACGUCUUCUUCACGCUGUCCUACCACGGCAGCAGCGGGCCGGUCAGUGUGCGCAUCGACUACAAGCAGCAAAAGUUCUCACUGGCGGGCAACGAGCGCUCCUUCCCGACGCUCUUUGCCCUCUUGGAGCAUUACAUCAAUUCGCCCAAGAAGAGACUGAGUGUCCCGUACAGGAAAUGGGAGCCGACGCUGCAGGAGCGGUGCAGGAAGCGCGUCAUGGAGCUGUGUGGCGGAGGAAGCCGGGUGUCAGAGCUGCCAGUCACCCAUGUUGUCCAACACUUCCUGAUGGAAUUCCCUUACAAACUAUGACCAGCUUGCCUUUUAAAGCUGUGAUGAUAUUAUUUUUAAUUUCAAGAAGGACAUUUUUACAGAGUGACAGCAAACAGGAGAACUGUUUGGUGAAAAGCUGCAAAACAUUUCACAAGAGACAUUAUCCUCACAGUCAAGUACAGGCGGUC